GGUGUUGCUGAGCCAGAUCCUGACACCUCAGCAACCUCUGAAGAGCUUCUGGAGUGCACCGAGGAAAGAGCAGUCAACACAGGUGCUUGAGACAUGACUCCUACUGUCCUCUUGGCCAUCCUGUGCUUGGGAGUGGCCUCAGCUGCUCCAACACCAGAUUACAGUUUGGAUGCUGAGUGGGAGGCGUGGAAAAGGAGCUAUGAUAAAACAUACAGCCAAGAGGAAGAAAAACAGAAGAGAGCAGUAUGGGAAGAAAAUGUGAAAAUGAUCAAACUGCUCAGUAUGGAGAAUGGCCUGGGGAUGAGCAACUUCACUGUAGAGAUGAAUGAGUUUGGUGACUUGACUGGUGAGGAAAUGAGGAAAAUGAUGACAGAGAGUUCGGUUCUGACUCUAAGGAAUGGGAAACGCAUUCAGAAACGAGGAGAUGUCAAAGUCCCCAAAACUUUGGAUUGGAGAAAAGAAGGCUAUGUGACUCCUGUACGGAGGCAGCUAGGUUGUGGUGCAUGCUGGGCUUUUGCUGUGGCUGGUGCCAUAGAAGGACAGAUGUUCAAGAAAACAGGCAAACUGACCACCCUGAGUGUACAGAACCUAGUGGACUGUUCUACAUCUUAUGGCACUAAUGGCUGUAAAGGAGGCAUAAUGUAUGGUGCCUUCCUAUAUGUGAAGAACAACGGAGGUCUGGAGGCUGAGGCAACCUACCCAUAUGAAGCAAAGGAAGGACGCUGCAGGUACCGUCCUGAACAUUCUGUUGUUAAGAUCUCACGCUUUUUGGUUGUCCCAAGGAAUGAAGAAGCCCUAAUGAACGCUCUAGUGACUAAUGGGCCCAUUGGUGUUGGAAUUGAUGCUGCACACGAAUCUUUUAAAAAAUAUAAAGGAGGCAUAUACCAUGAGCCUAACUGCAAACGUGAUUCUCCUAAUCAUACGGUGCUAUUGGUUGGCUAUGGUUAUGAAGGCAAGGAGUCAGAGGGAAGGAAAUAUUGGCUGGUAAAGAACAGCCAUGGAGAUAAUUGGGGAGAAAAUGGGUACAUGAAGAUCCCCAGAGACCAGAACAACUACUGUGGAAUUGCUUCCUAUGCCAUGUACCCUAUAUUGUGA
Messenger RNA from Phodopus roborovskii (desert hamster), 1095 nucleotides. Its product is annotated as cathepsin 7-like. Gene Ontology annotation, molecular function: cysteine-type endopeptidase activity. The transcript has 8 exons. Gene Ontology annotation, cellular component: lysosome. The record is from RefSeq and is a predicted model, not a curated record. Gene Ontology annotation, biological process: immune response. NCBI's taxonomy places the organism in Eukaryota, Metazoa, Chordata, Mammalia, Rodentia, Cricetidae. The coding region runs from base 94 to 1095 and encodes 333 amino acids.